CAGGAACAGCGAACGGACACUUUGGGAGAGAAAACCUCGACCACAUCGUUUGUGCGCCUUUACGCGCAACGCUGUCGGAAUCUAUUUUAUUUUUCCACGUCCACACCGACAAAUAACUUGAGUUUUGCUUAUUUUAUUUAUUUAUUUAUUUUUUAUUUUAAUUUCACCCUGCGCGGCUGCUCUCCGUGUGAACUUUAGGUCUCAUCAGAGCAUCAUUGCGCAGAACGCACGGAUAGCAAAGUGCGGAGUGGAGAAGUGAGUGACUGGAGAGACUCUACUGUUACUUUUUUAAAGCGAGAGAGAGAGAGAAAGAGAGAGAGAGAGAGAGAGAGAGAGAGAGAGAGAGAGAGAGAGAGAGGCGCGGGUUUUCGGAGCUUUCAUGCCGUCUUGCGCACUCUGAGAUGGACGUCAGAUUUUAUCCAGCUCCUCCUUCCAGCGUUGGCUCAUGUACGUUACCGACUGACUCCGGUUUGGACUAUUACCACUCCAGCAAGAGCAGAUACGGCUCGGCCGAUCGAGGUGUCAGGCUCUACAGCUCCUUGCCCAUGCGCCCAAACCCUGACGGCAAAAGACUGCCCUCUACUGGGUUUGAUGGUGACAACAUGUACAUGAAUGAAAACAAUCACGAGUUCCUUCCUCCAAACCAGAGCUACACAGGUCAGAGCGGUGGCAGCGGGGGAGGAGGUGGCAGUGGCGGCAACACCAGUGGAAAUGGAGCCAGGGAUGAAGACUACGAGAUCCCCCCUAUCACUCCUCCGAACCACCCUGAACCUCCUCUUCUUCACCUGAUGGAGCAUGACUCCACAGGCUACUUGUGCCACUCGCUACCACACAAUGGGCUCAUCAACCCGUAUUCCUACCCGGAGCUGCCCACACUCAUGAUGUCAAACAUGUUGACGCAGGACAGCCACCUCGUCUCCAGCCAGAUGCCCUCGAUGCAGGAGAUGGCUUUGCACCACCACCACCAACAGCAACACCAUCACCAGCACCCAGAUGGCGCGCAUUAUGACCCCGCUCGCACCCACCCCCUGAUAAACAACUCACCUACGAUACUGCCACACCCCAUGAGUGCACUGUCCCAGCUAAACCCUCAGGUCAGCCGGAGUGCACUGCCCCAUGGUUCCCCUUCACCUCCCGGGAGUAAAUCCGCCACACCCUCUCCCUCCAGCUCCAAUCAGGAAGAGGAGGCAGAUCCUCAUUCAAAGAUCACAGGCGAGAAGCGACCAUCUUCAGAAAUGAUGAAGCCCAAACCCAAACCCCAAAAAAAGAAAAAGAAGAAGGAUCCCAAUGAGCCUACGAAGCCCGUGUCGGCCUAUGCCUUGUUCUUCAGAGACACACAGGCUGCCAUUAAAGGGCAGAACCCCAACGCCACUUUUGGAGAUGUAUCCAAGAUAGUCGCCUCCAUGUGGGAUGGACUGGGAGAGGAACAAAAACAGAGCUACAAGAGGAAAACAGAGGCUGCUAAGAAGGAGUACCUGAAAGCCCUGGCCGCCUACAGAGCCAGUCUGGUUUCCAAGACAUAUAAUGACCCCGUGGAGACAAAAAGUGCCCAAACAAGCCAGGCCUCUCCACACAUGAUGCCAGCCAACCCACCCCUGUACAGUGUGCCACCUCCCCCACAGCCAUCGUCGCCCUACCUGGGGCCCGGGGCGUUUCCUCUCACCGACCUGCAGAGCUACGCGGGUCACGCCCCUCGCCACACCCUGUCACAAACGCUCAGCCAAUCGCAGAUGUUGCCCAGCAUUAGUGCCUCUCCCCCUUCUUCCUUCCAGAUCAGUCCACCGCUUCACCCCCACCAGCAGCUCUCCCUGCACCAGAGCUCACUCCUCAACCAGCCUAUCCGCAUGCAGCAGGUCCAGUCCCAGCCAAUCAUCUCCCACCAGAUGGGCCUGCAGGCCUCUCUGCACUCCCCGCCUCACGGGCAGCAGGGUUUUUCCCAUCUCCAGCCAGAGUAUCAGAAGAGCAUUGGAGGUUCCCAGUCUCCAGGAGCUCCUGGCCCUGGUCCAGGCCCCGGAGUGCCUCAGAACCACGAUUGGGACGGUGAAUACUGCAAUCGAGAGUGUGGAAACCACUGCAGCGGCACCAUGAUAGGCAGGGACAAGCCUCUCUACCUCACCUGAAAGCAAAGACGGCGCCCCUUCUACCAACGCCAGACCAAGGAGUCAAUUCUCAGCAUCCAACCCCCGCACCCCACCUCACCCAACCGCACCCAACCUGCCCUCUUCUGACGCACACGCUCUCACACACUUACCUACAGUUACACACACACACAUCACCUCCCCAAGCUGCAUCGCCGCCACAACCAUGCGUUUUGUCAGUGUGACUAUUAGUAUUUUUUUCUCAGUUUCUAGCAGAGUUCAUGAGCGGAGUCGGGAUUUUUUUUUUUUUUUUAACUAGAUGACUACUGUCUGUACCACUUAAUGUAUGUAUUAGCGGUUCUCUUGCUGUUUCAAUUUGCCAAACACUUAUGACGCGUCCCCUCCUUCCUGCUCCCACAAGCCCUUUGGAGCCGUGUUUCUGCACCCUGUGGAGAAGAUGUCGGGGCGUGGAGCGCGUGCGCCUCUUCUGUGUCCCCUCAGGGACCCCAUCCAGCUUUAACUACAACAAGAAGGGAGGAAAAACAACUCUUCCCCUUCUUUAAUGAUUUUAAUUUCCCUUUGUUAUUAUUAUUAUUAUUUUUCUUUUUGUUGUUGUCUUAUUUAUUUCUGGCUUACAAAUUUUUUUUAUUUUUUUUUUGCCAAUAAGCGUUGGGAACCGUACAGUAGAGAAAUAUUAACUUUUAGUAGGUUCAGCGCAGGCCUUGAUGUUACGGUAGCUUUGCUUAAGGGCCUGAAAAUGAAUAGAAAACAAGCUCGGGUGGGGAAGGUAACACAAAAUGUUUUUUUUUUCCUAUAAUAAAAAAAAAAACAGGCUCAUCGAGGUCUAUGGAGUUGUCACAGUGUGAUUGUAAAUAUGAAUUUUAUGGGAUCAAACUGAAUAAUUCGAAGUCCAGACAGAUUUGUUGCUUCUUUAAUAUUACAUGUAAGUCAUUGUACGUGCACGUGCGUGUGGACAUUAGAAUGUACCCCGUUCGUGACACGAGCGUGCAACAGCCACGUUCUGGAGCGCCGUUCCUGCACAGGGCGCGCAGCAGAGCGUUUUUUUCAGCCGUCGGGAGCGUGGAGUCUUUUCUCGUGAAUUUUAACAGCCUCGUGCAGCUGGAUUUCAGAAGAGCAUUUCACACUCUCGUUCUCGCAUUAAAUCUGUGCUCACUGGUGUGUUUUUUUCCCAAUGAAGUUCAAUCUAAAACUGAAUACACAAUAUGUGUCCUGCAGAUCAUUAAAUGGAAAGAGUCGGCUGAGAAGGAGUGAGAGAGAGAGAGGAAUGAAAGAGAAGGUGUGAGAUAAAAUGAAAUAUAACAUUGCAGGUCUGCCUCAAAGUGUCGCCUCCCUUUUGUUAUUUUGUCUGACCGUAAUGUCAGUUCUGUCUCUUCGACAUGCAGAAGUGAAGUAAUGAAAUAUGUGAAUGGAGCCAUCGCAUCCACAGACAGUGAUUUUCUUUUUUUCUUUUUUGAUAAGUUGCUAGUGUUUGGUUGUGUUGAUCUUUUUAAAGUUUUGUGUGAUUAACAGAAAUGCAUUUUGCUGACAAAGACAUCUGUUUUUAUCUCUUACUGUAGCAUCAUUUCAGUUUUAGUUGUUACAGAAAUAUAACAUUUUAAGUUGUGUAAAAAAAAAACCUGCCAAUUGUAGUUAUUUUAUUUGUAAAGCCGGUAAUGAUUAAUAUUUUAAAUGGUUAUCAAUAUAUUGUUUUCACUAGUUCCCCAUCAGCUGUUUGACAGGUUUUCUUAUUUAUAUAUAUGAAAAAAAAAGAGAUCACUUUUGCUUCUGACAACAGAGGUGUAUCUUUAUUCUUAUUUUUCCUUUGGUUUGAUAAAAUCACCACAAUUACCUGGUUGUUUUGUACAUUUUGGGUGCUGCUCCUUUCUUGCCAGCAGCAUCUGUUUGUGUCACAAUGGCUCUUUUAUUUCAAACCUGCAUAAUAAAAAUGAUUACAAGUGAAAA
This is a messenger RNA of Thalassophryne amazonica, 4040 nucleotides long. It is a transcript of the gene tox2, whose product is annotated as TOX high mobility group box family member 2. Gene Ontology annotation, cellular component: nucleus. The record is from RefSeq and is a predicted model, not a curated record. Gene Ontology annotation, biological process: regulation of transcription by RNA polymerase II. The coding region runs from base 402 to 2120 and encodes 572 amino acids. Gene Ontology annotation, molecular function: chromatin DNA binding. Lineage: Eukaryota; Metazoa; Chordata; Actinopteri; Batrachoidiformes; Batrachoididae. The transcript has 10 exons.